Hypanus sabinus (Atlantic stingray) is the source of this 2287-nucleotide messenger RNA. It is a transcript of the gene nck2b, whose product is annotated as NCK adaptor protein 2b. Gene Ontology annotation, biological process: positive regulation of endoplasmic reticulum stress-induced intrinsic apoptotic signaling pathway; negative regulation of endoplasmic reticulum stress-induced eIF2 alpha phosphorylation; positive regulation of translation in response to endoplasmic reticulum stress. Gene Ontology annotation, molecular function: protein binding. The coding region runs from base 266 to 1408 and encodes 380 amino acids. The record is from RefSeq and is a predicted model, not a curated record. Lineage: Eukaryota; Metazoa; Chordata; Chondrichthyes; Myliobatiformes; Dasyatidae. The transcript is spliced from 4 exons.
AGGGCAUAGAUGCAAGGCAACAGAUUCUAUAUAUACUGUACAUCGAUAAUGUGGGUUACUGAAAUGUACAGGUUAGAAUAUAUUUUGAAUAUUGCAUUGUGUUCUGGUUAGUUUUAGAGGUUUAACAGAAGAGCAACAUGACACACUGUAAAAAGAAUAGUUUUAGGAAACAUAAAAGAAAUGUUACUGAUGCGCAAAUCAUUGAAAAAUACAGAUGGAUAAAGCCAGAAGAUUUGGUUCUCUUUAAGGAAGGACUCGAUGAAAGAUGACAGAAGAAGUUAUUGUUAUUGCUAAAUGGGAUUACACAGCACAGCAAGAUCAAGAACUUGACAUCAAGAAAAAUGAGCGAUUAUGGCUGCUGGAUGAUUCUAAAACUUGGUGGAGAGUGAGAAAUACAUCAAACAAAACUGGUUAUGUUCCAUCAAACUAUGUAGAAAGAAAGAACAGCUUAAAAAAGGGGUCACUGGUGAAGAACAUUAAAGAUACAUUAGGUUUGGGUAAAGCAAAAAGAAAGACAAGUGCAAGAGAUGCUUCCCCUACACCAAGCACAGAUGCAGAGUUCUCAACAAAUGGUGGAAGUUUGGACCGUAUAUAUGAUUUGAAUAUACCAGCGUAUGUCAAAUUUGCUUAUGUGCCCGAGAGAGAUGAUGAGUUAUCGCUUGUGAAGGGAUCACGUGUUACUGUUAUGGAAAAAUGUAGUGAUGGUUGGUGGAGAGGUGGCUACAAUGGACAAGUUGGUUGGUUUCCAUCUAAUUAUGUUGUAGAAGAAGUUGACGAGGCCACUGCUGAUUCACCCAGUUUUUUCACUUCUAGACUGGGAGCAGCAGUCAGUAAUGGGCAAACCACAAAAGUACUUCAUGUGGUACAGACUCUUUACCCAUUCAGCUCUGUCACAGAGGAAGAACUAAAUUUUGAAAAGGGUGAAAUUAUGGAUGUCAUUGAGAAACCAGAGAAUGAUCCAGAAUGGUGGAAGUGUCAAAAUUCUAAAGGACAAAUUGGUCUUGUUCCCAAAAACUAUGUAGUUAUCUUAAAUGAUGGACCUCCUAUGGGCAGUUCACAUGCUUCUCAGAUUAGCUAUACUGGCCCAUCUUCAACAGGAAAGUUCGCUGGAAAGGAAUGGUACUAUGGUAAUGUCACACGGCAUCAGGCUGAAAUGGUUCUAAAUGAGAAGGGAAUUGAUGGUGACUUUCUUGUUAGAGAUAGUGAAUCAUCGCCAAGUGACCUGUCAAUAUCAUUAAAAGCAUCAGGAAAAAACAAACAUUUCAAGGUCCAGCUAGUAAAUGGAGUGUAUUGUAUUGGGCAACGUCGAUUUAACACAAUGGAUGAAUUGGUAGAACACUACAAAAAGGCACCUAUCUUCACAAGUGAACAUGGAGACAAGUUGUAUCUAAUCAAACCCCUGCAGUGAUAAAGGCUACAGACCUGGUGGUGACCAGGUUUUGCAAAGUCUUAGGUCUGAACAAUUAUAAAGAAUAAAGAUGUUUAAGAGGUUCUGAUACGUUGUUUUCUAUGGGUUUGCCUCUUAGUCAUUAAUUAUAUUUUUCUUUUGUAUUUUAUAUAUUUCCCCUGUUUAUUUGCCUGCUUGUCUUUAAUUCUAUUAAACAUGUUGCCUUCCAAAGGUUAUGUUGAACCUCUUCACUUUCUUAGUGUUCACUUUUGUACUCGCUUGGUCUAGAUUUUCCCAAAUGUACACUUAAUUAGCUAGAAAAUGGAUGAUUAGAAGAUGCUGUCCUUGAAACUGCAGUGUUAAUUAAUCCAAUUAAAACAUUCACUAAUUAUAUUCUUUUUGAGAAAGCUAUCGGGCACAGUUUAAAUGCACUGAAGCUACAGCUAAUUAAGAGAAAAUAGAUAUAACAAAUGUGGCACCAAGUACUGUACUUUUUGCUUAUGAAGUAGUUACUGAGGUUUCCUAGAAUCUAGAAGUGCUUUACUCUGUACUCUAUAUAAUUUUAAUUUCACAUAAAGAGUAUAUCAAUAAAAUUGUCAACACUUGUUAGACUACGAAGGAAGAUUGUAGAAAUAAGUGUAACAAAUUUUGAUCUGUAAUUUGCAUCUAGUAGAAAGUACACGCUUAGGAUUAAUGGAAAUCAGGUGUCUGUAAUGUAAGAAUCUGAACGGCAAUGUUAUCUGUGCUUUCAGCUGUGCCACUCUCAUUAUGCUUGUUUCUUGCAUCCUUAUGCUUGUUUCAAGUAAAUAAUACGUAUUUAAUUGUCACCAUAAUAUGUAGCAGGUUGUUGACACUAAUAAGUGAGAUUAAUAAAACUGAUCAUUUUGGGGGUUACUAGCA